Molecule: messenger RNA, 240 nt
Organism: Prorocentrum cordatum
Lineage: Eukaryota; Dinophyceae; Prorocentrales; Prorocentraceae
Source: the annotation of a GenBank genome assembly
GAGCCCCAGCGCAGCGGAGGGCCCUCCGAGGAGCAGGAUGGGCGCUGGGACGACCUGUCGAGCCUCUUCAGGAGCCACGCGCCCGCCCUGCAGGAGGCGCGGUGCCGGCUGGAGCAACAGGCGGAGCGCCCCGGCGCCCCGCGGCCAGAGGGUCGGGCGCGGCCCAGAGGCCCGGCCGGAGCAGACGCCCGCGUGCCGCGGAAGUGCCCGAGCCUGCUCUUGCCCCAGGACUGCGGCAGG